UAUUGCAUUUAUGUAAAAUUUUUAUAUUUAAUUACAAUGGAUAGUCUGGAUAUAAUAUCGUGGUUCACAUCAUGGACCACAUUAACAACUGUUAUAUUAUUGCCAUUAUUAUAUUGGUAUUUAUUAAAGCCAUAUAAUUAUUGGUCCAAACGUGGUAUACGAGGCCCGAAACCAGUGCCUAUUGUGGGCAAUGAUUUGCAAACAUUUAUAAGUCCAAUGCCUUUGGUAGAGUUGGAGUGGUUUAAAAAAUACGGAAAAAUUUAUGGUGUAUAUCGUAGAGAUAAGCCAGUGCUGACAAUCGCCAAACCGGAACUCAUUAAAACCAUAUUAGUUAAAGACUUUCAUCUGUUUCCCGAUCGAAAAACCCGACGAAUCAAUCACGAGGUAUUGUCGAAGAACUUAUUCUUCUCGGAAGGAGAAGACUGGAAAAGAUAUCGAUCCAUAACUAGUCCGACGUUCACAUCGGGAAAAAUGAAGAAAAUGUAUCCAAUGAUUAGGGAAUGUCUUAAAGAAUAUUUGAAAACAUUGGAUGAUUUGGCCAUAAAUAAGAGUGAUAUUAAUCUAAAGGACAUGAACGGCAACUUCACGAUGGAUGUGAUCGCCACCUGUGCUUUUGCCACCAAAACCAAUGCACACAAAGAACCAAAUAAUGCGUUUGUGAUAAACGCAAGAAAGAUAUUUGAUUUCAGUUUUGUGCGAGUGUUGGGACUGUUAGUACUUCCCAAACAAAUACUUGAGUUAAUUGACUUAAAAUCCGCAAGUGAUGAGAGCAGUAACCAGUUUUUCAUACAAUUGACAAAACAUGUGGUCAAACAAAGAAAAGAUGAACCAAAUAGUCACCAAAAAUAUAAUGAUUUUAUUCAACUGCUUGUCGACGCUCACAACAAUACUGGUCAACAACUUCCAGAUGAAAAUGAUGUCAAUGAAGCACAUCAUGUCAAUGACGGUGAAGAAGAAAGAGAAGUGGAGAGAAAAGUGUUGUCGGGAAGUGUAGUGAAUAAACAUUUAACAGAAUUGGAAAUCAUGGCUCAGGGAUGGAUAUUCUUCGUCGCCGGAUAUGAGACAACGGCUACUACUCUAACAUUUUGUUCGUAUGAAUUGGCACUCAAUCCUAAAGUUCAGGACAGACUCUAUGAAGAGAUAGAGACUGCCGUUGAUGCCAAUGGAGAGAUCAGUUAUGACAAACUGUCGAAAUUGCCGUUUUUGGAUUCAGUACUUUCGGAAACGUUGCGCUUAUAUCCACCAGUGCUGAGACUCGACAGAAGAGUUGUAACCGAUUAUAAGUUGGGCGACACUGGUAUUCAAUUGUUUGCGGGACAGGAGGUCGAGAUACCGGUGUAUGCCAUACAUCAUUCCGAUGAAUUCUACCCGAAUGCCCAUCAAUUUGACCCCGAUAGAUUUAUGCCUGAAAACAGACAUAAAAUAAUACCAUACACUUACCUACCCUUUGGUGCCGGUCCUCGUAAUUGUAUUGGUAUGAGAUUUGCUUUAAUGGAGGCUAAGUUAGGACUGGCACAUAUUAUUAGGCGAUUCAGAUUUUUUAAGUCACCGCAAACGGCUGUUCCGCUUGAGUUCAAACCUGUUACCCGAUUGUGUGCCGCAAAACAAGUGGUAGUCGGCAUUGAAAUGAGAAACAUUUCCUAAAUAGUUAUCAUUAAUCUAUUUUAUAUGUAUUAUAGUGACUAUAUUUUAUAGAAUUUUUAAAACAAUACAAUUACAGUACAAUUUUUUAAAU
This is a messenger RNA of Oppia nitens, 1735 nucleotides long. Its product is annotated as cytochrome P450 3A14-like. Gene Ontology annotation, molecular function: monooxygenase activity; iron ion binding; heme binding. The transcript is spliced from 4 exons. Bases 37 to 1644 code for a protein of 535 amino acids. The record is from RefSeq and is a predicted model, not a curated record. NCBI's taxonomy places the organism in Eukaryota, Metazoa, Arthropoda, Arachnida, Sarcoptiformes, Oppiidae.